AUGAAGCACUCGGUGGCUGCUUGGCUUCUGCUUGGGCUCAGCCUCAGCGUCCCUCAAUUCUGCAGAGGUGAUAUUUGUGAUCCCAAUCCUUGUGAAAAUGGGGGUAUCUGCUUGUCAGGAUCGUCUGACGGUUCCUUUUCCUGCAAGUGUCCAGAUGGCUUUACAGGCCCCAACUGUUCUAGUGUUGUGGAGGUUGCAUCAGAUGAAGAAGAGCCAACUUCAGCAGGCCCCUGCACUCCUAAUCCAUGCCAUAACGGAGGAACCUGCGAAAUAAGCGAAGCGUACCGAGGAGACACAUUCAUAGGCUACGUUUGUAAAUGUCCCCGAGGAUUUAAUGGGAUUCACUGUCAGCACAAUAUAAAUGAAUGCGAAGCUGAGCCCUGCAAAAAUGGUGGGAUAUGUACAGACCUUGUUGCUAACUAUUCCUGUGAGUGCCCAGGGGAAUUCAUGGGAAGAAAUUGUCAAUACAAAUGCUCUGGCCCAUUGGGAAUUGAAGGGGGAAUCAUUUCAAAUCAGCAAAUCACAGCUUCAUCUACCCACCGAGCUCUUUUUGGACUCCAGAAGUGGUAUCCCUACUAUGCACGUCUGAAUAAGAAGGGACUAAUAAAUGCCUGGACAGCUGCAGAAAAUGACAGAUGGCCGUGGAUUCAGAUAAAUUUACAGAGAAAAAUGAGAGUUACUGGUGUGAUUACUCAAGGAGCCAAGAGGAUUGGAAGUCCAGAGUAUAUCAAAUCCUACAAAAUAGCAUAUAGUAAUGAUGGAAAAACCUGGACAAUGUACAGAGCGAAAGGAACCAAUGACGACAUGGUAUUCCAUGGAAAUGUUGAUAACAACACACCGUAUGCUAACUCUUUCACACCCCCCAUAAAAGCUCAGUAUGUGAGACUGUAUCCCCAAGUUUGUCGAAGGCAUUGCACUUUGAGAAUGGAACUUCUUGGAUGUGAACUGUCAGGCUGUUCUGAGCCUCUGGGGAUGAAAUCAGGACAUAUACAAGACUAUCAGAUCACUGCCUCCAGCAUCUUCAGAACUCUCAAUAUGGACAUGUUCACUUGGGAACCAAGGAAAGCCCGGCUGGACAAGCAGGGCAAAGUGAAUGCCUGGACCUCCGGCCACAAUGACCAAUCACAGUGGCUACAGGUGGAUCUUCUAGUCCCUACCAAAGUGACUGGCAUUAUCACACAAGGAGCUAAAGAUUUUGGUCAUGUGCAGUUUGUAGGCUCCUACAAACUAGCUUACAGCAAUGAUGGAGAACACUGGACCAUAUACCAGGAUGGAAAACAAAGAAAAGAUAAGGUUUUCCAGGGCAAUUUUGACAAUGAUACUCACAGAAAAAAUGUCAUUGAUCCUCCCAUCUAUGCACGGCACAUAAGGAUCCUUCCUUGGUCCUGGUACGGAAGGAUCACACUGAGGUCGGAGCUGCUGGGCUGCACAGAGGAAGAGUGA
Budorcas taxicolor (takin) is the source of this 1443-nucleotide messenger RNA. RefSeq names its product EGF like repeats and discoidin domains 3 (gene EDIL3). The record is from RefSeq and is a predicted model, not a curated record. Bases 1 to 1443 code for a protein of 480 amino acids. The transcript has 11 exons. Lineage: Eukaryota; Metazoa; Chordata; Mammalia; Artiodactyla; Bovidae. Gene Ontology annotation, molecular function: calcium ion binding.